UUUCUUUGUAUCUGGUAGAGAGAGCAGUUGGGUACGACAUACUUGAAUAUUAUUAGCACCACCUCUCUCCUUAUAAACUUCAACAUUUUUCAUCACAAGAAAACCCAAUAACUCGGUUUCCUUUUCUUGCUCAUCAAUCAACAUUUCAAGAAGACAUUUUUCUAUAUAUACGCAAUUCCUUUUAAGGCAUUCCUCAGAGAAUAUAGAACAUUCGUUUAUUUAUUUAUUUUUGGCAUAAAGUGAUGAAGAUUACGUGGGAAUCUCUAGUUCCUACUUGUUGUAAAGUUGAUAAUCCAAAGCCAAAGCCGAAGUCGAAGGAGAUCAAAUUGGUGUCAAAACAAAGUUCAUUUCAUAGGAUUUCUAUUUCGGAUUUCAGUGCUUCAACUAUUAAUUCAGAGGACCUUUCAAUUUCUCUUGCUGGUUCAAAUAGUCAUGCUUUCACUCUUCAAGAAUUAAAAGUGAUCACUCAGAAUUUUUCUUCGAGUAAUUUCCUUGGUGAAGGAGGGUUUGGACCAGUUCACAAAGGUUUCAUUGAUGAUAAACUUAGACCUGGUUUGAAGGCUCAACCUGUGGCUGUAAAGCUUUUGGAUUUAGAUGGUACUCAAGGUCAUAGAGAAUGGCUGACUGAAGUGAUAUUUCUUGGGCAAUUGAGGCAUCCACAUUUGGUGAAGUUGAUCGGAUAUUGUUGUGAAGAGGAACACAGAGUGUUGGUGUAUGAAUACAUGCCCAGAGGCAGCUUAGAAAAUCAGCUCUUUAGAAGAUAUUCCGUAUCGCUUCCAUGGUCAACGCGGAUGAAAAUAGCACUUGGAGCAGCAAAAGGCCUAGCUUUCCUCCAUGAAGCUGAAAAACCAGUCAUAUAUCGCGAUUUCAAGGCUUCAAACAUCUUGUUAGACUCGGAUUACAAUGCGAAACUCUCAGAUUUUGGACUUGCAAAAGAUGGCCCAGAAGGAGAUGACACGCACGUCUCCACCCGAGUCAUGGGAACCCACGGCUACGCUGCUCCUGAAUACCUCAUGACUGGUCAUUUGACUGCAGCAAGUGACGUAUACAGUUUCGGAGUAGUAUUGUUGGAACUUCUAACUGGCAGAAGAUCAGUCGAUAAAAGUCGUCCAAACAGAGAACAAAAUUUAAUAGAUUGGGCAAGACCUCAACUGAAAGAUCCGCGAAAACUACGUAGAAUAAUGGAUCCAAGAUUAGAAGGUCUAUAUUCUGAAGGUGGUGUUCAAAAAGCAGCAUUAUUAGCUUACCAGUGUUUAAGUCACAGGCCAAAAGCUAGACCAGAAAUGAGCACAGUGGUGAAAACACUUGAACCAUUGACGGAUUAUAAGGAUAUUUCAACCAUGACAUUUGUGUAUAUUGCUCCAGUUGAAGGGAAAGAAUUGAGUAAAGAUAGUGAAAAGGAUAAUCAAAAGGAAAACCAAAAGGAAAUGAAGAAAAGAAAUACUGACUCUCAUCAUCAACAUCAUCAUAGGAAAAGUCCUCAAAGUUCAACAAUUUACUCAGAGAAGGCUCUACACAAGAGAUUAAGCCCAAAUUCACCAUUGCACAAUGAUUUCCAUAGGUCUUAAGAUUGAAGACCAAAUUGUAUAAAUCGAGAAAAUGCAUCCACUAUUCGUUUAAUUUUUUAUAUACUUGAUAAUAGUUUGAGAUAUAUUUAUUAGCUACAAGAGCGAAAAGGCUCAAUUCUUUUUUUUUUCUUUUCAUUGAAUGAAAGUUGUAUUUAUUAGUAGCUUUUUUAAUCAUGUUAGAGAUUUGUUUAGCAGUUGAACAAUUCGGAAGAAAAAUCACUGUUAGUUAAGACAAGACAGAUAUCGACUUUGUAUAUGCUG
Molecule: messenger RNA, 1829 nt
Organism: Lycium ferocissimum
Lineage: Eukaryota; Viridiplantae; Streptophyta; Magnoliopsida; Solanales; Solanaceae
Product: serine/threonine-protein kinase RIPK-like
Exons: 5
Coding region: 243-1568 (441 amino acids)
Biological process (GO): protein phosphorylation
Molecular function (GO): protein kinase activity; ATP binding
Source: RefSeq, a predicted model, not a curated record